GGAGGUGAUAGUGAUGGUGCUGAUGGUGCUGGUGAUGAAGGUGAUGGUGCUGGAGGUGCUGGAGGUGCCGGUGGCAAAGGCGGUGCUGGUGAUUUCGGGGGCUCUCUCACCGUGGCCGCCGAGUUCCAGCCGCUCCCCCCGUUCCCUCCGGCAGAUCCCGCCGUGCCAACGCCAGGAGGGGCUUUGUCCUCGGCCCCCGCGGAUUCCGGACGUUCCCUCCACGUUUGGGGAGAAUCCCAACGUCCCCCCCCCUCCACCCGCCCUCCCCCGGGAACGGGGCGUGUCCGUGUCUGCCGGAAUUCCCGGAUUUCGGAGGUUCCCAACCCCCCGGAUCGUCGGGACGUUCAACCCGCGGCUUCACAGGAUUCCUUGGGAACGCCGCCCACCGGGACGGCGCCGGCGGGAAGAGGCUUCGCGGGGCUUUGCCAGGCUGGGCUUUGCCAGGCUGGGCUUUGCCAAGAUGGGUUUUACCAGGAUGGGCUUUACUGUUGGGUUCUGUUGGGCUUUGCCAAAUUGGGCUUUGCCAAGCCGGGCUUUGCCGUCGCACCGUCUCUCCGGAGAAGCCGAAAGCUCCCCGUGGAGGGGCUGGAAAAUCCCAGUGGGAUUUCCCGGGUUUUGGGAACUGAACCCCCCUGGAGGAGCCGAAGCUCGGGAUCGGGAUCGGGAUCGGGAUCGGGGGGGAUUUGAAGCCAAAAAGGAGCCGCAAGAACAACCCCAAAAAACCCCAAAACCCUCCGAGGGGUGAAGGGGGAGCACCCGGGGGGGUCCAAAACCAACCCCAAACCCCCCGAGGGGUGAAGGGGGAGGAUCCAAAUCCAACCCCAAACCCCCCGAGGGUGAAGGGGGGGGAUCCAAAUCCAACCCCAAACCCCCCGAGGGUGAAGGGGCAGCACCGGGGGGGUCCCGCCGUGUCGGGGGGAGUGCGGGGGGUGCGGCGGGAACCGAUUCCGGGGGGGAUUCCCGCUGGAUUUGGGAACACGAGGACCAGAAGCCGCCGGAGGAGCCGAUCUCAACUCACCCUUUUCCCUCUUCCCGGGGGGUUCUUGAGCCCGGAUCGGGAGCCCCCGGAGGAGCCGCCGCGGCCUCUCCUCCUCCUGGACUAAUUAACGAGCUGGGUUAACGAGCCGGGGGCUCCUCCUGCCUCUUCCUCCCCGCGCUGGGAAACCAAACCCCUUUUUGGGCUGAGACCAGCCAGGACUCGGGGCUUGAACCCCCUUCCCGAGCGUUCCCCCUGCAAAGUAAUUAAGGCAAGGAGGUUAAUUGGGCUCGAGCAGCCCCCCCGGGGGGGGGGGGGGUGAUUUCUCUUGGGUUUGAUGCCCUUUGGUCCCAACUCUUUUCCUGCUCUGGUUUGGUUUUUUUUUUAUUUAUUUUUUAGGGUUCGUUGUUUUGGGUUUUUUUUUCCUGCC
This is a messenger RNA of Chiroxiphia lanceolata (lance-tailed manakin), 1406 nucleotides long. Its product is annotated as translation initiation factor IF-2-like. The transcript is spliced from 2 exons. The record is from RefSeq and is a predicted model, not a curated record. Lineage: Eukaryota; Metazoa; Chordata; Aves; Passeriformes; Pipridae. Bases 14 to 745 code for a protein of 243 amino acids.